AUUAGAGAAUACCCCAAUUCUAAUCGCACCCCAUCCCUCUUCACCCUUCAUUAUUCUCCAACAAUGGCAGCCAACUUACCAUUUCAUUUGGCGGCGCCAUUAAAAUCUAACUUUCAGCUUCAACAAGCUUUAACCUUCCCAUUUUCCCAGACUAAAAGUUCUAUAGUGCGUUGUUCUGCUGCUGCAACACCCACUAAAAAGAGCUACAAUAUCACUCUUCUUCCUGGUGAUGGCAUUGGACCUGAAAUUAUAUCUGUUACCAAAGAUGUCCUUCAAAUUGCUGCUUCCAUUCAAGGAAUUGAGAUCAAGUACCAAGAGAUGCCUGUUGGUGGCUCUGCUCUGGAUCUCACUGGAGUCCCUUUGCCAGAGGAGACCCUUAAUGCUGCAAAACAAUCUGAUGCUGUACUUCUUGGAGCUAUUGGAGGGUACAAGUGGGACCACCUUGAAAAGAAGUUGAAGCCAGAGACUGGCUUGCUUCAGCUUCGAGCAGGGCUUGACGUGUUUGCAAAUUUGAGGCCUGCAACUGUCUUACCUCAGUUGAUUGAUAGUACAACAUUAAAAAGAGAGGUAGCUGAAGGUGUUGAUCUGAUGGUGGUGAGGGAGCUUACUGCUGGUAUCUAUUUUGGGGAGCCUAGGGGUAUUACUAAAGAUGAAAACGGGGAGGAGGUUGGUUUCAAUACAGAGGUCUACUCUGUUUCUCAGAUUGACCGUAUUGCUCGUGUUGCUUUUGAGACUGCACGAAAGAGGCGAGGGAAGCUCUGCUCUGUUGAUAAAGCCAAUGUUUUAGAGGCAUCUAUGCUUUGGAGAAGAAGAGUUACGGAAUUGGCAGCAGAGUACCCGGACGUUGAGCUCUCGCAUAUGUACAUUGAUAAUGCUGCUAUGCAACUUAUUCGUGAUCCUAAACAGUUUGACACCAUUUUAACCAACAACAUUUUCGGUGACAUAUUAUCUGACGAGGCAUCAAUGAUUAGUGGGAGUAUCGGAAUGCUUCCUUCUGCAAGCAUUGGACAAUCGGGACCCGGGCUUUUUGAACCUAUACACGGUUCUGCUCCUGACAUUGCCGGGCAGGACAAGGCCAAUCCAUUGGCAACCAUCUUGAGUGCGGCAAUGCUUUUGCGAUAUGGUCUUGGCGAAAGUAAGGCCUCAGAAAUAAUCGAGACAGCUGUUAUGGACACACUAAAUAGGGGUUUUCGAACUGGCGACAUAUACUCAGCUGGAAACAAACUUGUUGGGUGCAAGGAGAUGGGUGAAGAAGUGAUUAAAUCAGUAGAGUCUCAAGUUUCUGCAGCUGUUUGAGUACGUAAUGAUAUAAUAAAUGAUAGAGGCAUAUAUCCGAGCACCAACUCGAAGUAUGAAGGCUCAAAAUUUGUGUGGAAUUUCUGGUUCAAAAUCUCUAUUACUUCCUGAUUGUUGAGGACGUAGAAUCACAUUUUUUCCCUACUUUCUAAGGGAAACUCUUGUAAGGACCCUUUUUGUCACACCGGAAAUCUGUACAAAUUUACAAUCAUGCACAAUUUUUGUUUGGGAAUAAAUUUUGUGGGGUAUGUCAAGGAUAUCUUCAAUUAAAUUCAACUUUUAGUUCCGAUAAAGGUAAAUUCAGCUUAGUUUAGUCCGAAUAGAUCCACAUUGUUUUUUCGUUUUGUUUGUUGAUAUGAAAUCUCAAGAGGUAUUUAUACGCAUCAUUGGGUUGAUUUCAGAUCAAGUGUACAUUUUGGGUCGAUUUAAAAUCAGGUUUCGUGUCCACAUUGAUUGUUGUAUAAUUUUAAAUUCAUUUUGAAGUCGGGUAAA
Amaranthus tricolor (Joseph's coat) is the source of this 1788-nucleotide messenger RNA. Its product is annotated as 3-isopropylmalate dehydrogenase, chloroplastic-like. NCBI's taxonomy places the organism in Eukaryota, Viridiplantae, Streptophyta, Magnoliopsida, Caryophyllales, Amaranthaceae. The transcript has 11 exons. Gene Ontology annotation, biological process: L-leucine biosynthetic process. The coding region runs from base 64 to 1296 and encodes 410 amino acids. The record is from RefSeq and is a predicted model, not a curated record. Gene Ontology annotation, molecular function: 3-isopropylmalate dehydrogenase activity; NAD binding; magnesium ion binding.